AGAAUCAAAAACAAAGAAAGCGCGCCCGUUGGAUGGCGGAGAAUCGGACGUUCACCGCUGUUCCAGCACAUUGCGCUGCGCUGGAGGACAGCUGUGGUACGGAAUGGCGUACGGCACUGGCGAGAUCCACGGCCGUGGUUGAGUGGAGCUUGAGGCUAUGGUGGACGAUGAAAUGUGACCUUUCACAAGUGAAAAGAGAGAGGCAAAUUAGGGAUACUAGGUUUUUGCGCGCAUGGUGUAGUCUGGUAGGGCAUUUGGCAGGCGCGGCGAUGGGGCUGUGGGACGCCUUCCUCAAUUGGCUUCGCAGUUUGUUCUUCACGCAAGAAAUGGAGCUGUCGCUGAUUGGACUCCAAAACGCUGGCAAGACGUCGCUGGUGAAUGUGAUUGCGACUGGUGGAUUCAACGAGGACAUGAUUCCAACGGUGGGAUUCAACAUGAGAAAAGUGACCAAAGGCAAUGUGACGAUCAAGCUGUGGGAUCUGGGCGGACAACCACGCUUCCGGAGUAUGUGGGAGCGCUAUUGCCGCGGAGUUUCAGCUAUCGUCUACGUUGUGGAUGCUUCUGAUAGAGAGAACGUCGCGAUUUCCAGGGACGAGCUCCAUGAUCUACUGGGAAAGCCAUCGCUAGCCGGAGUACCAGUGCUAGUUCUCGGUAACAAGAUUGAUAAGCCGGAUCAUCUCUCCAAGCAGGCGUUGAUCGAUCAAAUGAGCUUGCAAUCUCUGGCGGACAGGGAGGUUUCUUGCUACAUGAUCUCGUGCAAGAACUCCACCAACAUCGAAGUAGUCAUCGAGUGGCUCGUCAAGCACUCGAAAACGAAGAGCUGACGCGCGGAUCGAUCGAUUUCACUCCACUCCCUGGCUGCGCUUCGAGCGCUACUACAUGGCGGCGUUCAUCAGCAGCGCGCGAGUGCGCAAGGUGGUGAUGGCGACGAGCAGCGAAUCGCUCCUCCAGGACAAGAAGAGGCAGCGGAUGAGCUUGGAUUCGGCGGAGCUCGUUGGCAGGGCGCUGGCGGAGAGGAUGAAGGCCAAAUGCCUCCACAAGGCCAAGUUUGACAUGAAGCGCGAGUUCGCGGACAAGGAUCCCAGGUACCACGACUACAUCACCACCAUCGCGGUCGCGCUCAGCCAGAAUGGCAUCACGCUCUACUGACAGGACAGAUUGGAUGGAUAGGAGGGGUUUAGGGUUCUUGGCGGCUAUGGCGAUCUUGCAGUUCUUGCGGCUGCGCUUCCACAACAAGUACAUCAUCGCGUUUGUGGGGAAUCGCAAGACGACGCAGCACGCCGAGGCGUCGUCGGUGGAGGCGGCGCUGCGCGAUCGGAUGCCCAAGACGAACAGCCUCCAGGCGGCGGAGCUGGUUGGAUUCACCCUGGCGGAGAGGAUGAGGAAGAAGCAGAUGCUCAGGGCGAGGUUUAACAUGGAGGCCGAGAUCGCGGAGAAGGCGCCCAAGUUCCAUAGCCACAUCAAGGUCAUCACGGACACUCUCCGCAAGAAUGGGAUCUCACUGCUCAGCUAGAUCUUGCUUAGAAUGAUGCAAGAGGAAGAAGAAGAGGAA
This is a messenger RNA of Selaginella moellendorffii, 1552 nucleotides long. Its product is annotated as ADP-ribosylation factor-like protein 8b. Gene Ontology annotation, biological process: protein transport. Lineage: Eukaryota; Viridiplantae; Streptophyta; Lycopodiopsida; Selaginellales; Selaginellaceae. Gene Ontology annotation, molecular function: GTP binding; GTPase activity. The coding region runs from base 33 to 824 and encodes 263 amino acids. The transcript is spliced from 7 exons. The record is from RefSeq and is a predicted model, not a curated record.